GGGGGCGGGGCCCGGGGGUGGUGUGUGUGCUUGUGUGUGGGCACCGGCCUCCGACCCCCCCGCAGAGCCUCCUCCCUCCCCGCGCCUCCCUCUGUGGGUGCACUCGUGCCCCAGCGCACACGCACAGCCCCCUCCGGCGCGGGGCCGGGGGGGGUCCCCAGGACCCCUCCUCGGGCCAGGACCCACGCCCCGCCCGGCCCGGCCCCGCCCCCGCAGCCAUUUUGCUCCGGCAACGGGCACUUAGGGCUCAGAGGUUGAGGUGCCAUGCUGCCCACACUGCGCCUGGCAAGCAGGCAGCCCAGCCCCUGGGGAGGCAAUGGCCCCCUGAGCCCAGAGGAGGCUGCUCGCCACGCCCUGUCCAGUGCCAAUGAAAUGCGCUGCCGACAGUUGCUGGAGGCCACCACGGCCAGAUACCGUCAUCGGGAGGCCUCAGCGGCCGUGCUGGUGCCCCUGUGCUCUGUGCACGGAGAACCAUCCCUUCUCUACACGCUCCGCUCCAGCCGCCUCAUAGGGAGGCACAAAGGGGACGUCAGUUUCCCAGGGGGCAAGUGUGACCCUCAGGACCAGGAUAUUGUUGACACAGCUCUCCGGGAGACAAGGGAAGAGCUAGGCCUGCCCAUCCAGGAGGAGAGUGUGUGGGGCAUCAUGAAGCCAGUGAAUGAUAGGAAAAACACCAUCGUUGUCCCAGUCAUUGCCCAAGUGGGGGCCCUGGAGUCUCUGGACCUCACGCCUAACCCACAGGAGGUGGAUGAUGUCUUCACCAUGCCACUGGCACACCUGCUCCAGCCCCAGAACCAGGGCUACACCCACUUUUGCCAUCAGGGCCGCUACAGCUACACAUUGCCCAUCUUCCUGCAUGGCCCUUACCGCAUCUGGGGCCUCACGGCCAUCUUCACAGAGCUCACGCUGGAGAUGCUGGUGAGAGGGACUUACCACCGCAUAACCCAUCUUGCCGGGCAGCAGAGGGGAGGAGAGACCAGGACAUAGAGGGCAGAGAGUUCAGCUGGGAGCACUAAAAAGAGUCCAGCAAGGCCACUGAGAACUUUGCCUCUUCUUUUUUUGCCUUCAUACCUAACUGAGGGACCAAGCCAGCUGGGGAAUCCAGUGCAGUGGGGGCUCUUUGUCCUUCCAAGUCAGCCAUAAGCCAGAUUUUUGUACCAGCAGGAGGAAGCCAGAUGUGCUGUCUCUGCACCAAAAGAAGCUGUGGUGGGAGGUGGGCAGAGCCUGCCCUUAGAAGGACUGGGGAGAGCUCCUCUCUCUGAUCUCUUGGUUUGGGUGGCCCAACCUCACUGUCUCUGUGUUUGCAAUUCCUGGAACACAAGACCCAUCUCCCGACUCCAUGACUUUGUAUGGACUAUCCACGGCGGUAUGCCCCCCAUCAGAAUGUCAGCUUCUUGAGGGCAGGGCCUGUUUUUAUGCCUUACUUUGUAUCUUAAUGCAUAGCACAGUGAGUUGGACAUUUAUUGACUGACUGACUCUGGAGACCUAUCCCUCCAUCUAGAAAACAACCAACUUAACUCCACCUCAGUUCAGUGUAAUAAAGGCUGUCUUCUUGGAUCUGAAAA
Trichosurus vulpecula (common brushtail) is the source of this 1565-nucleotide messenger RNA. It is a transcript of the gene NUDT8, whose product is annotated as nudix hydrolase 8. NCBI's taxonomy places the organism in Eukaryota, Metazoa, Chordata, Mammalia, Diprotodontia, Phalangeridae. Gene Ontology annotation, molecular function: coenzyme A diphosphatase activity. The coding region runs from base 265 to 987 and encodes 240 amino acids. The record is from RefSeq and is a predicted model, not a curated record. The transcript has 5 exons.